UCGCUCAAUUUUCAUCUCGCGAGAGUUCGUCCAAUUGCUAAUGAUGGAUGUCGGUGGGAAUGGUGGUGGUCCACCUGUAAACAAUAAACAAAGAGCUAUGCUGCCCAAUAAAGGCAGGGGAGAAUUUCCUCGGAAUUCAAGAAAAGACUCAGAGGGAAUGUCUGAGUUGCCGGAUCUCGAGUUUGAAUAUUCUGACACAGACAAGUGGGCUGCAGAGCUGUCAGAACUUUACAGUUACACUGAAGGACCAGAAUUUGUUCUUAACAGGAAGUGCUUUGAGGAAGAAUUCAGAGCUCAUGUGUUUGAUAAGAAGUGGACGGAGCUGGAUGCAGCUCAGCACAGGGCUCAUGCCUUGCGUCUCCUGGACAGUCUGGAGGUCAUCACUCGUGAGAAGAGACUGAAGGUUGCUAGAGCUAUUCUGUACAUGGCUCAGGGAACCUUUGGAGAAUGCAGCUCUGAGGUUGAGGUGCAGCACUGGAUGAGAUAUAACAUAUUUCUGCUACUUGAUGUUGGGACCUUCUCUGCUCUGGUGGAACUACUUAACAUGGAGAUCGAUAACAGUGCCGCCUGUAGUAGUGCAGUCAGAAAACCGGCCAUCUCCCUCGCCGACAGCACCGAUCUCCGGGUGCUGCUUAACAUCAUGUACCUGAUGGUGGAGACGAUUCAACAGAACGACCCGGCCGACAAGCCUGAGUGGAAAAUCAUCAGGGAAACCUUCAGAGCAGAGCUGGGAUCUCCUCUGUUCAACAACGAGCCCAUUUCUGUCAUGCUCUUUGGGAUGGUUACCAAGUUCUGCAGCGGCCAUGCUCCUCACUUCCCUAUGAAGAAGGUCCUUCUGCUGCUGUGGAAGAGCAUCUUGUUCACUCUUGGAGGGUUUGAGCAGCUUCAGAGCAUUAAGGUCUGCAAGCGUGAGGAGCUGGGCCUUCCUCCUCUCCCGGAGGACAGCAUUCGAGUCAUUCGCAGCAUGAGGGCAGCAUCUCCUCCCGCUUCUGCGUCCGAUCUGAUUGAACAGCAACAGAAGCGGGCCCGGCGGGAACACAAGGCUCUGAUCAAACAGGACAACCUGGACGCUUUCAAUGAAAAGGAUCCCUACAAGGCCGACGACUCUCGCGACGACGAGGAUGACAACGAUGACAAUGACAACUCUUUGGAGCCGGAGACUUUUCCUAUAGAAAGAGACGAGGUGAUGCCUCCACCCAUUCCCCACCCACCAUCAGAGAGGAUGUCCUUCCCUAAAGGUCUUCCGUGGGCUCCCAAAGUCAGAGAAAAAGAUAUAGAGAGUUUUCUGGAGUCAAGUAGAAGUAAAUUCAUCGGUUACACUCUCGGCAGUGAUACUGACACAGUGGUUGGGUUGCCCAGACCCAUUCACGAGAGCAUCAAGACACUAAAGCAGCAUAAGUAUAUUUCCAUAGCAGAAAUCCAGAUUGCAAAGGAGGAGGAAUACCAGAAAACUCCCCUCUCUGUUGGAGAAGAAGAAGUGGAGAUGUGCUCCACUGAGCUUCUCUAUCAGGGAAUCCUGCCCAGUUUGCCUCAAUACAUGAUUGCACUGCUGAAGAUCCUUCUGGCUGCUGCUCCCACAUCUAAAGCCAAAACGGACUCCAUUAACAUCCUAGCAGACGUGCUGCCAGAGGAGAUGCCGACGACGGUCCUACAGAGCAUGAAGCUGGGUGUCGACGUCAACCGGCACAAAGAAAUCAUUGUUAAAGCCAUUUCUGCCAUCCUUCUGCUGCUGCUGAAGCACUUCAAGCUGAACCACAUCUACCAGUUUGAGUACAUGGCUCAGCACCUGGUGUUUGCCAACUGUAUCCCACUCAUCCUGAAGUUUUUCAACCAGAACAUAAUGUCUUACAUCACAGCUAAGAACAGCAUCUCUGUACUUGAUUUCCCCCACUGCGUGGUGCAUGAGCUCCCUGAGCUGACCGCAGAGAGUUUGGAAGCUGGAGACAACACUCAGUUCUGCUGGAGGAAUCUGUUCUCGUGUAUCAACCUGCUGAGGAUCCUGAACAAACUGACCAAAUGGAAACACUCCAGAACCAUGAUGCUGGUCGUGUUUAAGUCAGCUCCCAUCCUGAAGAGGGCGCUGAAGGUGAAGCAGGCCAUGAUGCAGCUCUAUGUCCUCAAGCUGCUCAAAGUUCAGACCAAAUACUUAGGCCGGCAGUGGAGGAAGAGCAACAUGAAAACCAUGUCUGCUAUUUAUCAGAAAGUCCGACACAGACUCAACGACGACUGGGCGUAUGGAAACGACCUGGACGCUCGUCCCUGGGACUUCCAGGCUGAGGAGUGCGCUCUCCGCGCCAGCAUCGAACGCUUCAACAGUCGCCGCUACGACAAGAGCCACAGCAAUCCUGACUUCCUGCCGGUGGACAACUGCCUGCAGAGCGUCCUGGGACAGCGGGUGGACCUGCCCGAGGACUUUCAAAUGAACUAUGACCUCUGGCUGGAGCGCGAGGUCUUCUCCAAACCCAUUUCAUGGGAGGAACUUCUGCAGUGAGAUUCAGACACUUUAUUAUUACAAUUAUAAUUGUUGUUGUUAUUUUUUUCUCCUUUUUAAGAAGCUGUUUCCUGUGGGAGCUGAUAAAAACAAAACUCUGAUCAAUCAGCAUUAUGUUACAGGUUCUAAUAGAUGGUUUUCCUCUCAGAAGCUGAUUUAUUUAAUCAGUUUGGAGGAUCCAACCAAACGUCUUCAGACACUUUAUCUGUUAGACAUUCAUUAAUGUCAUGAAUGUCCAAAAGGGGAAAAUGUAUAAAGAUCCUCUUUUUAUACCAAGGCUCUUCUGUAAUCCCCCCCCCCGUAACAAAAGCAGGGGAUGUGGUUUGAUCUGCGUGCCUCGUAUCCAUCGCAGACAGCAGGUCAGUAAUCCAGAUGGAAGUACUACUUGAUGGUUUUGUUUACUUUCAGUUUUAAUUGUAACUAUUUGUAGUGAUUUUUAUAUCUUAACUCUUAAAAAGAUGAGACUGGGUUUCAUCCUGUGAUGUAACCUCCUCAGGAAGGGUGUUAGUGGUCAGUAGCGGUGGAAACCUCUUAACUUCAUUAUGGUUGUCCGAGUUUCUUCUCUCCUGCCUUGGCUCUGGGACCGCGGAGACCUUCAUGUGGACCUUCUGACCUACAGACCAACGGUGCUUGUUUGCCUUGGAGUGAAGGAGGAACAAGUUUACAUUUGUAGUUUCUGAUUUCACUCAUCAGUUCUGAACUUCAGCAGAUAACAUCAUCUAAAGACGAGUUACAAAACAAGUUUCCUCUUCAUCCCCCUUGUGGGUUUAUUUGUUUUUAUUUGGAAAGUUAAGAAAAUUUAAACACGUGUAAAUUGUUAAACCUAUUUAUCAUGGCUUUUUGUUUUUCAUCGACCUAAUUACUAUAAUAAAAUUAUACUGUCUUGGGAUUGUUGUUGUUUUGCUCGGCUACGUCAGAUUUAAUGAGGUUUAUGUUUAUGGCAUCAGUGUAAGCAAACCUGCAGCAGAACAGGAUGUACGAAUCUAGAGGAAAUGUCAGAUAUUUAUACCUGAAGAGUAAAGCAUCUGCAGUACCUGAACUAAAUAAAACUUGAUACACCCGUUUCCA
Nothobranchius furzeri (turquoise killifish) is the source of this 3559-nucleotide messenger RNA. RefSeq names its product striatin interacting protein 1 (gene strip1). Gene Ontology annotation, biological process: cytoskeleton organization. NCBI's taxonomy places the organism in Eukaryota, Metazoa, Chordata, Actinopteri, Cyprinodontiformes, Nothobranchiidae. The record is from RefSeq and is a predicted model, not a curated record. Gene Ontology annotation, cellular component: cytosol.